CCCGGCUCCUCUCUCGUGCCAGAUCUGGGUUCACAAGUUGCGCCAUGUUUACAGGUCAAAGGUUGCUGACAAGUCCACUGUGAACAGGAUCUUUCAAUGGCAGUCUGUCCAGUCUGGCUGCCCAUGAACUUGGCAGCGUGGUCAUCAGGGAGGCUCUCAACAGGGCCAAGGUCAAGGGUGAAGAUGUGUCAGAGGUCAUUAUGGGACAGGCUCUGAGUGCAGGUCAGGGACAAAACCCAGCCCGGCAGGCGAGCAUGGGUGCUUCCCUACCCCACACAGUCCCAGCCUGGGGGGUGAACAUGCUGUGUGGGUCGGGGCUGAAGGCUGUAGCGGUGGGGGUACAGGCCAUAAGGAGUGGGGAUGCCAGCGUAGUGGUAGCAGGGGGUCAGGAAAGUAUGAGCAAGGCCCCCCACUGUGUCCACAUGAGGUCAGGGGUCAAGUUCGGAGAUGUCCAUCUUGUGGACACCAUGUUGAGUGAUGGACUCAUGGAUGCUUUCAACAACUACCACAUGGGGAUCACAGCUGAAAAUGUGGCCAAACAGUGGGGAGUGAGCCGUGAGGAACAGGACAAGUUUGCGCUGGAGUCCCAGCUGAGAACAGAGCAGGCACAGAAGGAAGGACACUUCAGCAGGGAGAUUACACCAGUCACUGUCACAUCAAGGAAAGGUUCUGUUGAGGUAAAAGUUGAUGAGUACCCCAGACCAGGCUGUGUGUUAGAGGGUAUGACCAAACUCAGACCUGCCUUUGUCAAGGAUGGCACAGGGACUGUCACUGCUGGCAAUGCAUCAGGUAUAAAUGACGGAGCAGCCGUGGUUGUACUGAUGUCCGAGUCGGAGGCGCAGACGCGAGGAGUGACCCCCCUGGCCAGGGUUGUCUCCUGGGCUCAGGCUGGGGUAGACCCCUCCAUCAUGGGGACUGGACCCAUACCCGCCAUCAGGAAAGCUUUGGAGAAAGCCAAAUGGACCAAAGAUGAAGUGGACUUGUUUGAACUAAACGAGGCUUUCGCUGCACAGUCAUUAGCUGUUGUGAAAGAUUUGGGUUUGGAUUCGAGCAAGGUGAAUGUGAGUGGAGGAGCCAUAGCUAUUGGCCACCCCAUCGGUGCAUCAGGCUCCAGGAUCCUGGUCACCCUGCUGUAUGCCUUACAGAGGACAGGGGGCCACAGGGGGGUGGCAGCUCUGUGUGUGGGAGGGGAGAUGGGAGUCGCCAUGUGUGUGGAGAGGAGUUAGGUAAUGAAAAAAUGUGACCAAGAAAGGCAUAAGUUGUGUAGAUUAUUUGUAGUUUGCAAUAAAGACUAUCACAGUCAGUUGAGGACAUCAGAUGUCAACUCGGGACGCUUGCUGGACCCUCCUACUCCACUCCUCCCUGUCCUCCAUCAAUGAUCUUAGACUAAAGACUAUCACAUGAUGUUGAUUUUCAAAGUGCUUGUGCUAUGUUAAUGACACUAGAAUGCAAAAUCCUGAUUACAAUGUACAUACAACCAGAUAGGAACAUUGUUUUAUUCAAUGAAGAAGACAUAUUGUACAAUUUACCCUUCUGAUCUUAGUUGAUUUUAAACUAUACUUUGGUCAAGUCAUAUUUCCAGUUCUUGAUUCCUGUCAGGUAAUCAUCUUAAACUGGAAACCUAGUGAAUUUCACAGCCAGUUCAGAAACUGGCACAGUGGCUUACAAAAAACGUCUUUAGAACCAAUAUCAUAAUCAUAAUCAUUGUGAUUACUAAUUUGGCUGAUUGCUGUUGGCAGUCUGAUACCGAUUUCAAGAUAAUUGUGGUGUUUCCUAUCACAUACAGUGGCGGCGGCACAGUGGGGGCAUGGCCCCCACAAAAAAUCAAGCUGAAACCCAUGUGUAUUUUUUCACCAAUAGAAAUUUCAUAAACCUAGCUAGUCCACCAGCAAAUGGUGAAAGGGUCCAGAUUUUAAAUUUUCCCAAACUUCCCUUGCGUCGGCUCGCGCCUGAAGCGCUGGACAUGGUGAAAAUGUAUUGGGGGAGCGUCGGCAUUGACACGGACCAAGCACCACCCUUCCUUUUCUUUGUUCUAUUCCUGGUAAAAUGCAUAUCCCUCUAACCAUGUCUUUUCCCGAGAAUAGAGGAAAGACCAGGAAGGGGAAUGCUUGGUCCGUGUCAUCGGGUAGGCUUAUGAGAAUUAGUGAAAGGGUGGGUCGUCAUGGUAGGCGGUCUGUGUCACAGUGAUGUCACGCAAAUGUUGCUCCCGACAUGAACUCCACUCGGCAAAGCCAGGCAGAACACCGGACAUGACAACAUGCUCACAAAUCUAUCACCAAUAUUUUGCCCCCACAAAAGAAAUUUGCUGCCGCCGCCUCUGCAUAGGUUCUCUUUAACCUGCCUUUCCCAAGGGAGCAACAUCAGUGACAGGUUAGGGGAUUCGAACCCGGAACCUCUUGUUUCUAAAAAAAUUCAGGCAGUAAUCAAGAGUACUCCAGCAGUAUUGCUACCGAACAUGCCCUUUAGAACUUAAUUCUGCGGAGUUGGGUCAAUAAUCGCAUUGAUAUUAACUUAAUUAGCAAUGGAGCAUUCCAAGCCAACAAUGACAGUUGGUACCUUACAUGGUGGCUGUGCUUUUGAUAAAUAAUUUAUCAGGCAUUGGUCCCAACUUCAAUUAUUACAGAUAACCAUCUUCUUUGGCUUGCAUGAAUGUAUAGCAAAAUUGGUCAUUGAUAAGCUAACUUUAUCAUGUUACAGCAAAUAAAAUGAUAGAAUAAAUCAG
Branchiostoma floridae (Florida lancelet) is the source of this 2722-nucleotide messenger RNA. RefSeq names its product acetyl-CoA acetyltransferase, cytosolic-like. The transcript is spliced from 9 exons. Gene Ontology annotation, molecular function: acetyl-CoA C-acetyltransferase activity. Gene Ontology annotation, biological process: fatty acid beta-oxidation. Bases 201 to 1226 code for a protein of 341 amino acids. The record is from RefSeq and is a predicted model, not a curated record. Lineage: Eukaryota; Metazoa; Chordata; Leptocardii; Amphioxiformes; Branchiostomatidae.